AUGACCUUCGGCCAAGGGAGUGGACCCAUCUUCCUGGACAACGUGGACUGCAAGGGCCGGGAGGCAGCCUUGAGCGAGUGCUGGAGCCACGGCUGGGGCAUCCACAACUGCUACCACUACGAGGACGUGGCUGUUGUAUGCAACGAGUUCUCACCCACGCAAGCCAGUGAAGGACCGACAAGCAGGACCCUCACAGCCUCGGUACAGGAUGGGGAAAGUGACGGCAGCAUCCGUCUGGUGAGCGGGACCGACACCUGCCGAGGCCGGGUGGAGAUCUUCUACCGCGGGAACUGGGGCACCGUCUGUGACGACGACUGGGGCCUGAGCGACGCCAGCGUGGUGUGCAAGCAGGUGGGCUGCGGCCAAGCCCUGGAUUACAAGAGCAACGCCUAUUUUGGCUACGGCACGGGGCGCAUCCUCCUGGACAACGUCAACUGCGACGGCAGCGAGCCUUUCCUCUCCGCCUGCUACAGCCUUGGCUGGGGCAUCCAUAACUGCGGCCACCAUGAGGAUGCUGGGGUCAUCUGCACAGGGCUGGACACGUCCACCAUCACGUCCUUCACCACCUCGGUGGCCCUGGACUACGAACAGACGCUCACUGCCACGGCCACAGCGACAGACGGCAGGGAGCAGCCCUCCCAGGCCACCGAGGUGGUCACCACCGGCCUCCUUACCUUCGAGCAGGAAAGCGCUGACGAUGCUGGAGACCAUUUCCAAGAAGCCACCGCUACAACCACCACGUCGGCCCCGACCCGUCCCAAGGAUGGGUCCAUGCGCCUGGUGAACGGCAGCCACCGGUGCGAGGGGCGCGUGGAGAUGUUCUACCUGUCCCAGUGGGGGACGGUGUGCGAUGACGCCUGGGACCUGCGGGAUGCCAAGGUGGUGUGCAGGCAGCUGGGCUGCGGGCACGCCGUGGCAGCCUGGGGGGAGGCACGCUACGGCCAGGGCACUGGCUACAUCUUCCUCGACAACCUCAAGUGCAAGGGCCACGAGCCCUCGCUGCUGCGCUGCUCCCACAUCCGCUGGGACGUCCACAACUGCGACCACUCCGAGGAUGCCGGUGCCGUCUGCGGCAUCCUAUGA
This is a messenger RNA of Pygoscelis adeliae (Adelie penguin), 1083 nucleotides long. RefSeq names its product scavenger receptor cysteine rich family, 4 domains (gene SSC4D). Bases 1 to 1083 code for a protein of 360 amino acids. Gene Ontology annotation, cellular component: membrane. The record is from RefSeq and is a predicted model, not a curated record. The transcript has 7 exons. NCBI's taxonomy places the organism in Eukaryota, Metazoa, Chordata, Aves, Sphenisciformes, Spheniscidae.